This is a messenger RNA of Drosophila ananassae, 1581 nucleotides long. RefSeq names its product cyclin-dependent kinase 4 (gene Cdk4). Lineage: Eukaryota; Metazoa; Arthropoda; Insecta; Diptera; Drosophilidae. Gene Ontology annotation, molecular function: cyclin-dependent protein serine/threonine kinase activity; cyclin binding; ATP binding. The transcript has 7 exons. Bases 207 to 1187 code for a protein of 326 amino acids. Gene Ontology annotation, cellular component: cyclin-dependent protein kinase holoenzyme complex; cytoplasm; nucleus. The record is from RefSeq and is a predicted model, not a curated record. Gene Ontology annotation, biological process: regulation of gene expression; protein phosphorylation; signal transduction.
AUAAAAAAGAAACAAAAAUGUUCCCCAAAAAUCACCAUUGAAAUUCAAAUACACUGAAAAAAAAGUCUUAAAAGAGAGACAAAAAGAGAACAAGUGCGUGUUAUCAGUGGAAAGAGUGCUCUGUUAUCGGCUCUCCACUGCCGACUCCCUGAAACCUAUGCCAAGUCCAAGUGACUUCUGAGACACUUAACCUUCAUCCCUUCACGAUGGAAUCCGUGAACUCCGCCCAAAUGCCGGACUCGCCGCCCCAAAUGAAGCGCCAGAAGAUGUCCAAUCCGAAGGGAUCCGGAUGCGGAGAUCCCUUCAGCUACGAGGAGCUCAACAUCAUUGGAACAGGGGCCUAUGGAACCGUCUACAAAGCUCGGGACGUUAAAACCGGAAACAUAGUGGCCAUAAAGAAAGUGCGGAUCUCCUUGAACGAGAACGGAGUGCCCAUGUCCACACUGAGAGAAAUUUCCCUGCUCAAACAGCUGAAUGCCAGCGAUCACGAGAAUAUCGUCAAACUUUUCGAAGUAUGCCAGUUUCUGGAGCGGGACGGCCAUCUGAUGGUUCUUCUGGUUUUCGAGCACCUGGAGCAGGAUCUGUCGGACUUCAUUGAUAGUUUGCCCAAAACCGGCAUGCCAGUCUCCACAGUGCAGCGCUUCGCCCGCGAGCUUCUAACUGGCGUGGACUUCCUGCACAUCCACCGCAUCGUCCACCGGGACCUCAAGCCCCAGAACCUGCUAGUCUCCGCUCAGGGCCACCUCAAGAUCGCCGACUUCGGUCUGGCCAAGACCUACGACGCGGAGAUGAAGCUCACCUCGGUGGUGGUCACGUUGUGGUACCGUGCUCCCGAAGUUCUCCUCUGCCAGUCCUACAGCAGCGCAGUGGACAUCUGGAGCUGUGCCUGCAUCAUCUUCGAAAUGUUCAAUCGCCGGGCCAUGUUUCCGGGCAACUCCGAGAAGAAUCAACUGGAUCGCAUUUUCGAACUUACAGGUCGCCCCUCGGAAAAGGACUGGCCUGCCACCAUCUCAGUGUCGAGGGAACAGUUUCCCCAAAGACUGCCCAAGAGACCCAAGGAUUUCUGUCCCAGUUUAUGCGAGUUCUCCGAUGAUUUGUUACAUAAAAUGCUCUCCUAUGACAUGCGAGUGCGUCCGCCGGCCCUGACCUGCCUGCAGCACGAGUUCUUCAAACAGGAGUACCUUUAGCCUCCCGGCCAGGCCACCCAAUCCCAGAGAGAAAUGGAAGUGACUGCCAAAUAUGGGUCCAAUGUCGCUUUGUUCUUGUUACAAUGUUCCUUUAAGUGUAGUGAAGCAAUUUGUUUUUUCCCCCAAUUAUUGUCCGGGCACGGAAUGAUGAGAAUACCUUAAAAUGUUUGUAGUCGUAAGCUAAGUGUAAACUGUGUCGCGUCGUAUACUUAUUAACUGCCGAUAAACUGAUACCAUUUAAAUGUGAAACGAUUCUCGAGGACGUUCGGUGGUCCUCAAAUCGAAAUGUGAUACACAAAGUUCAGGAAUACCUUAUACAAUUUCAAAAUUUUGUACAGCAGCAAAAACAAUUUAUACAAUUUAUAUAUGUAAUUAUAUACACAAGUCAAUUGAA